UGUGUGUAAUCUCGCGAGAAGAGGAGCAGGAGCUCAGUCAGUGUUGUUGUGGCCAAGUGGCUGAAGAUGGAGCUGUACGACGAGUUACCAGAACCGCCGCAGCUUCCCGCCCCAGCUGGACCCUCUCCUGAGACAGGACCUCCGAAUGGCAAUACCAGUGGCAAACGCAGAGCGGAAACCAAUGACUCGGACAUCCAUGAGGGCAAACACCAGGAAAAGAAAGUUUGUAAAGGAAUCUUGGCUUUAAAAGCUCAUGUAGCAGAGCGGCGGGGAGAACGGGAAGAGCUGCAAGAUGCUCAUACAAUAUGUUAUGACCUUGCCCAGGAAUGUGAGCCUAUGCCAGCUGACGUGUAA
This is a messenger RNA of Nanorana parkeri, 354 nucleotides long. RefSeq names its product integrin-linked kinase-associated serine/threonine phosphatase 2C-like. The transcript has 3 exons. The record is from RefSeq and is a predicted model, not a curated record. Lineage: Eukaryota; Metazoa; Chordata; Amphibia; Anura; Dicroglossidae. The coding region runs from base 67 to 354 and encodes 95 amino acids.